This is a messenger RNA of Danio rerio (zebrafish), 4653 nucleotides long. NCBI's taxonomy places the organism in Eukaryota, Metazoa, Chordata, Actinopteri, Cypriniformes, Danionidae. The record is from RefSeq and is a predicted model, not a curated record.
GAGGGAGUGGAAAAAAAAGAAGGAAGGAAGGAGGAAGGAUGAGCGCAAUGUAGAUAAUAUUUCUUCCAUGUAGCCCGUGAUUUUACACCUGCGAUGAUCUAAUGCCAAGCAAUACACCGCCGAAUUCCCUUCAAAAGCCAUACAGCAGCUCGCCACCGUGAUGCACAGAUUUGCACUAUCAGAAACGACAUCGGCGGAUAUUAUUUUGAAACUCUGACUGAACGCUGAUUUUCUUCGGGUCGGUCCUGCUGGAGCUGCACCGGGCCUUUGCUAUGCAGUAAUGGAGCAGCUAUUAUUUCUUGUAAUUUUCUACUUGCUUCCUACUCUCGUCUCAUCUAUACAUAAUUCAACGACCGGAGGAUGUGCAAUCAUUCGUCCCCCCAGAGACGGAGGGAUACGCUACAGAGGACUGACUCAGGAACAGAUCCGCAGUGUGCAGAUCUUACCGGUAGACUAUGAGAUUGAAUAUAUCUGUAGAGGAAGCCGAAUUAUUGUGGGACCCAAAGUUCGAAAGUGCCUUCCCGAUGGCACUUGGACUGAUAUUAACCAGCUCAGCAGAUGCUUGAUGAUGUGCCCGCGCUCCUGGAUGUCCCUUGAGAACGGGAGGGUGUCGCUGCAGCCGCCGGGACCACCAGUAGAGGGCACAGUCCUUCAUUACAGCUGCCAUGCUGGAUUCCUACUGGAGGGUUUUAAUAUCUCACACUGUACCAAACUGGGCAAAUGGGACUCACCAAAACCCCUAUGUGUCUAUGACAGCAACUACACAGGGAAGAAGAAGUUGUACAUCGGAGCUCUGUUUCCCAUGAGUGGAGGAUGGCCCGGUGGUCAAGCGUGUCUCCCCGCAGCACAGAUGGCGUUGGAUCUCGUGAACAACCGGAGCGACAUUCUGCCGGACUACGAGCUGGAGCUCAUUCAUUACGACAGCAUGUGUGAUCCUGGAGAGGCCACUAAACUGCUGUAUGACCUGCUCUACACAGAGCCCAUAAAGAUCGUCCUGAUGCCGGGCUGUAGUUCAGUGUCGACGCUGGUGGCCGAAGCAGCGCGAAUGUGGAAUCUGAUAGUGUUCUCAUAUGGAUCUAGUUCUCCAGCGUUAUCCAACCGCCAGCGAUUUCCCACCUUCUUCCGUACGCACCCGUCAGCGACUUUGCAUAAUCCCACACGUGUGCGGCUCUUCCAGAAGUGGGAAUGGACAAAGAUCGCCACCAUCCAGCAGACCACUGAAGUCUUUACCUCGACUCUGGAUGAUCUGGAGGAGCGUGUGAAGGAGGCCAACAUCGAGAUAAGCGUCAGACAGAGCUUCCUCACCGAUCCCGCAGUGGCUGUCAAAAACCUGAAGCGUCAAGAUGCUCGAAUCAUUGUCGGAUUAUUUUAUGAAACUGAAGCCAGAAAGGUGUUUUGUGAGGUCUUCAAAGAGAAACUGUAUGGUAAGAAGUACGUAUGGUUCCUCAUCGGCUGGUACGCCGACAACUGGUUUAAGAUCAAAGAUCCGGCCAUCAACUGCACAGUGGAGAACAUGACAGAAGCUGUGGAGGGACACAUCACCACUGAAAUCGUCAUGCUAAACCCUGAGACCGUCCGCGGGGCUUCCAACCUGACCUCACAAGAGUUCAUUGCUCAGCUGAUGUCACGUCUCGGUGGCAAAAACCCAGAAGAGACCGGUGGCUUCCAGGAAGCUCCUUUGGCGUAUGAUGCCGUCUGGGCUUUGGCUCUGGCCCUCAACAAAACUGUGGCCCCGCUGAGGGCCAAAGGCUGGGGCUUGGAGGACUUCAACUACAACAACAAGGAAAUUACUGCCGAGAUAUACAGAGCCCUCAACACCAGCUCGUUUGAAGGAGUGUCUGGUCAUGUCGUGUUUGAUGCUCAAGGUUCACGUAUGGCCUGGACUCUCAUUGAGCAACUCCAAGGUGGCAGCUAUAAGAAGAUUGGCUACUAUGACAGCACAAAAGGCAACCUGUCCUGGUACGGAAACGACAAAUGGAUCGGCCUCAGUCCACCGGCAGACCAGACCAAAGUGAUAAAGGAGUUCAGGUAUCUCUCUCAGAAGCUCUUUGUCUCCGUGUCUGUGUUUGCUGGACUCGGGAUCCUGCUGGGCAUCGUCUGCCUCUCAUUCAAUAUUUACAACAGCAGCGUCAGGUACAUCCAGAACUCUCAGCCGUAUCUGAACAACAUGACCGCGGUGGGUUGUGUUCUGGCUCUGGCCGCUGUCUUUCCUCUGGGCAUCGAUGGCCUCCAUGUCCGUAGAUCACAAUUCCCUGUGGUUUGCCAGUUUCGGCUGUGGCUGCUGGGACUGGGCUUCAGUUUGGCCUAUGGCAGCAUGUUCACCAAGAUCUGGUGGGUUCAUACUGUUUUCACCAAGAAAGAUGAGAAGAAGGAGAAAAGGAAGCACUUGGAGCCGUGGAAGCUGUACGCCACCGUCGCCGUUCUGCUGGCUAUUGAUGUUCUCUCUCUGCUUAUCUGGCAGAUCAUGGACCCGCUGCACAUAACCGUGGAGCAGUUCACUAAAGAGGCUCCUAAAGAAGAUCUGGAUGUGUUGAUUCAGCCGCUUCUCGAGCACUGCAGCUCAAAGAAGAUGAACACGUGGCUUGGUGUGGUUUAUGGCUACAAGGGGCUUCUGCUGCUGCUGGGCAUCUUUCUGGCCUAUGAGACCAAGUCCAUUUCCACGGAGAAGAUUAAUGACCACAGAGCGGUCGGCAUGGCCAUUUACAACGUAGCUGUGCUGUGUAUGAUCACUGCUCCAGUGACCAUGAUCCUGUCCUCUCAGCAGGAUGCUUCAUUUGCCUUCGCUUCUCUGGCCAUCAUCUUCUCCGUCUACAUCACUCUCGUCGUCCUCUUUGUGCCAAAGAUCCGCCGUUUGAUCACUCGCGGCGAGUGGCAGUCGGAGCAGCAGGACACACUGAAGACCGGCUCAUCCACCAACAACAACGACGAGGAGAAAUCCAGACAGCUGGAGAGAGAAAACCGAGAGCUGCAGAAGAUCAUUCAAGAGAAGGAAGAAAGAGUGACAGAGCUGAGGAGUCAGCUUGCCGAGCGUCAGGCCUUGCGCUCUCGCAGACGUCCAUCCGUCCAGAACCAGAACCAGAACCACAGCGUCCCGUCGCCUCAGGCCGACCCGCCUAGCUACUGUCCCACCACAGACAAACAGAGCAUGCCUCCGUCCUUCUCCAACUCCUCCAACCUGUACCAGGGCGAGAGCAAACUGAGCCGCAACAACUGCCACAACAGCCGCCUGCCGCUGCUCUACAAAUGAGGACGCCGCAAUGUAGAGCUCACUGUCUGAAAACCGGUAUUUCACCUACGUUAAGUUUAUGGGGGUUUUUUGGGCUCCUCUUUUGGAUUCUUCACAUUCCUGACACUGACUUCCUCUUUUGUUCACUUGUCAUUAAAACACGUCAUGUAAAACAUUUUCCACAACUUUGUUUAAAGGUUUGGGGUCAUUAAGAUUUUUUUAUGUUUUAAAAGAGGCUCGCUAAAGGGGUCGUUCACACAGAACACGUUUUUUAAUGUUUUUAUUCCAGUAUGCUACUUUUUUAUGCUUUUUCUAUGUAAUCUCGCUUGCUGGAUAUGCGUUACUUUUUCAGAGCUUCACACAUAAGUGCUGCGUGUUUAAGACCCCGUCAAGUUAAAGGAUUUAAACUUUUUUACGCCCCUCAUCAAUGUCAGUUCCAAAGCAGUGGACCAAUCAGGAGAACUCGGGGGAGGGAUAAUGUUAGAUUUAGCUCUGUUUGGCAUAAUCGUUAUUGGGUGGCUCGCUAAUCUAUUCGCUGACUCUAAGGCCUUGUUUACACUGCCAGUUAAAUGUGACCCAAUUCCAAUUUUUUUGCUCCUAUGUGACAUGAAAAACACGAAAAAAACGCAUUCAUUCGGGUAUAUUCAGAGAUCGGUUUCAGGCCUCCUUUAUAUGUGUAAAUAAAUCAGAUAUGAAUCAAUGCGGCAAUAAGACUUUUUUAUUAAACUUGCGACAAUGUGGUAAUUCUUCACAGUUUAAUGAGUGUGUGUGCUCAUUCUAAAAUUUCGGACCCAUUGCUCUUUAUUAAAGCCCCCCAAAAUUUGCUCCCACCAGACCUGAUAUCUCUUUCGUACCACCCAAAAUCGUCUGAAUGGUGGAGGACACCAUAUAUAAACCAUAGGUGCAAGCUAUGAUAACGGCCCUUUACCCUCCUCCUCUGCCUCAAAAUUAUUUUAAAGUUGGGCGAACUUCGCAUAUUUCGCAGAACUAAAAGCAAGACAAUUUCUUCCAUGGUGGCGCAGAUGCUAGUAAUUACGCAUGCGUGACAUUGUAAAUUGUAUGGCAUGUGUAAACGCAUGAAUCAGAUAUGGGUCAUAAUUAAAAAAACAUGCAAACAGACAGGCUAAAAAAAUCAGAUACAGACAACAAAUCGAAAUUGGUCAUUAAGACCUGACAUUGUAAAUGUAGCCUAAUACACAAAAUAAGUAAGGGCCUACUUACACUAUGCUAUCCGAACCGUGCUCUGGCCUGUUUCCCGGAUCAUUUGAGAAGUGUGUGUGCUCUGAAUCGGGCUCAGGCACUGUUGACUUGGCCGGCCCUGGCCCGAGAGUGGUUCACUUGGGCAUGGUAUAUGCUUGUGUGUGAGUGCAAAAUGCGGCUGAGCCUGAAACUGAAGACGAGACGUGACUUUUAAGGGACUGUUUGAU